Messenger RNA from Trichosurus vulpecula (common brushtail), 3379 nucleotides. RefSeq names its product ankyrin repeat domain 13A (gene ANKRD13A). Lineage: Eukaryota; Metazoa; Chordata; Mammalia; Diprotodontia; Phalangeridae. The record is from RefSeq and is a predicted model, not a curated record. Gene Ontology annotation, molecular function: protein binding. The coding region runs from base 87 to 1862 and encodes 591 amino acids. Gene Ontology annotation, cellular component: cytoplasm. The transcript has 15 exons.
GGCCGGGGGCCGGGAGCCGAGGGUCGGGCAAGGCCCGCCGUCCCUUUCGCCGCUCGGGGCUCCCUGGGCCCGGCGGGGGCUUCAGCAUGUCCUGUGGGCGUGACGGCCCCAGCAGCAACUACCCCUUGCACGCCUUGGUCUGGAACAAUGACUACCGGCAGCUGGAGAAGGAGCUGGACGGCCAGAAUGUGGAAGCCCUGGACCCCCGAGGCCGGACCUUACUGCACCUUGCUGUCUCCCUGGGCCACUUGGAGUCUGCCAGAGUCUUACUCCGACAUAAAGCAGAUGUCACGAAAGAAAAUCGCCAGGGAUGGACAGUUUUACACGAGGCGGUGAGUACUGGAGACCCGGAGAUGGUGUACACCAUUCUUCAGCAUCGUGAUUACCACAACACGUCAAUGGCACUGGAAGGUGUUCCCGAACUGCUCCAGAAGAUCCUUGCGGCACCUGAUUUUUAUGUUCAGAUGAAAUGGGAAUUCACUAGUUGGGUGCCAUUGGUUUCUAGGAUAUGUCCCAAUGACGUCUGUCGCAUUUGGAAAAGUGGGGCCAAACUUCGUGUUGAUAUUACAUUAUUGGGCUUUGAAAACAUGAGCUGGAUAAGAGGAAGACGUAGUUUUAUUUUUAAGGGAGAGGAUAGCUGGGCGGAGCUGAUGGAGGUUAAUCAUGAUGACAAAGUCGUCACGACCGAACAUUUUGAUCUCUCUCAAGAAAUGGAACGCCUGACGUUGGAUUCCAUGAAACCCAAAGGGAGGGAGGUGGAGAGACGGCUCACGUCUCCAGUCAUCAAUACCAGCCUGGAGACUAGAAACAUUGCUUUUGAAAGAACUAAAUCCGGAUUCUGGGGCUGGAGGACAGAUAAAGCAGAAGUUGUUAAUGGUUACGAAGCAAAGGUGUACACGGUAAACAACGUAAGUGUGAUAACCAAAAUACGAACAGAACAUUUGACAGAGGAAGAAAAAAAGAGAUAUAAAGCUGACAGGAAUCCAUUGGAAUCUUUGCUGGGGACUGUGGAACACCAGUUUGGUGCUCAGGGGGACCUCACUACGGAGUGUGCAACAGCAAAUAACCCCACGGCCAUCACACCUGAGGAGUAUUUCAAUGAAGAGUUUGAUCUGAAGGACCGAGACAUAGGGCGACCGAAGGAACUUACAAUCAGAACCCAAAAGUUUAAAGCCAUGCUUUGGAUGUGUGAAGAGUUCCCCUUGUCUCUGGUGGAGCAGGUCAUUCCCAUCAUUGACCUCAUGGCCAGAACCAGCGCCCAUUUUGCUAGACUGAGAGAUUUCAUCACUCUCGAGUUCCCACCCGGAUUUCCCGUCAAAAUCGAAAUUCCAUUGUUCCAUGUCUUGAAUGCCCGGAUUACAUUUGGAAACGUCAAUGGUUGUAGCACAGCUGAAGAACCUGCUGCACAAAGCACAGACGGGGGCCACGCUGAGCCAGCUUCCUCGGUCUCUAACUUUGAGGUCGAUCAGUCUGUGUUUGAAAUCCCCGAAUCAUACCACGUCCAAGAUAAUGGCAGAAACAUGCACUUGCAGGAUGAAGAUUAUGAAAUCAUGCAGUUUGCCAUUCAGCAGAGCUUGUUGGAAUCCAGCAGGAGUCAGGAUGCUUCAGGCCUGCCUUCAAAUGGGGGACUCUCCAGUGCACACAUCUACGACUCACAAUAUGAAAGGGCCAUUCAGGAGAGUCUGCUCACUAGUUCCAAUGGUCUCCAGGCCAGUGCCGUGGAGGAGGCCAGGAAUUUUGACACUGACUUGCAGCUUGCCAUGGAAUUAUCUGCCAAAGAGCUGGAAGAGCGGGAGUUGCGGCUCCAGGAGGAGGAGGCCGAGCUGCAGCAGGUCUUACAGCUGUCUCUCACUGAGAAGUAGACCCCUCCUGCCCCCUCCAGCAGCAGGGGCCCGCACCUGAGCCCAGCUCCCCUGGAAGUUGGUUGCUGCAGCCACCUCCUUGCUGGUGGGCUCCGGGGUGCAGCUUCCAGUGGGCCGUUGUCUGAGGUGGGGUCGGGGUGGGGCAGAGCUGCUACAUGGCAUCUCUGGACUCAUACCCUCAGCCCCUGUGGGCUGGUGCUGGCUCACAGGGUCACCUCUGCUAAAACCGAACCUAACCAAAAACCCUGCCAAGGUCUGUAGGCUCCUGUUUAUCAAAGAACGAUGGAAAGAUACUGCUGCAGUCAAGGUGCUUUCGUGUGUGUGUGUGCUUUUGCUUGUACGUGUUACACGCACACGCACACACACUACGUUGAUGUGAAAGCAGAACGUGGUUUGUGAGGAGUCCAAAGAAGCUUCUCCCGGCUCACCAAAGAAAUGGGUCCUUGCAGAUCUCCUUGUUUUUAUGGGCAUUCCAAACCACCUGCAAGUGGGAUUUCUGGGUCUCCCGGACAUUUGCUCUGCCCACAUUCCUGGGUAAUGUUCAAGAGGAGAAAUGAGUGGCAUCUCUGAGACUGUGAACUCUGCAUCAGGUUUGGAUCUGUGUCUGACCAUGACAGCAGCCUUCCCCUUCCCAUGGUCUGCCAGUCUGCUGUGGAGGGAGGGGCAGCUGAACCUGAAAAGGCAAUUCCCACCAGAGUGAGGUCACCAUUUGGUCAGCAUGUCCCCUAACCCUCCACCCCCGCGGGGGCGCCCCUUGAAAUCUUUAGCUUUGGCAGUUCACCUGUUGCAUAUGGAGGAUUAGGGCAGCCUGAAACCAAAAUAAGAAAGCUUCCAUGGAACGUGCUGUCUCUAGGGAAGGAAACAUACACCAAAGUACAUUGAGAAGUCCCAGCUGGGCCAUGUUCUUGAGGGAAAGGAAUGGAAUUGUAACUAGGAGGUCAGCUUGGUGUUGACUAAUGGCUCUCAAGCAGCCCAAAGGGAAAGUUCUAAUUGCUUUUUACAGUUCAAAUCCACAUCUUUCUGGAUAUAUAUUUUUUUAACAGACUCUUUUUAUUACUUUUGAAAAAAAUAAAAGAAAAAUCUACUCCCACCAGUAGCAAUACAAGUAUAUAUUUUAACCAGGUUUUCUCAGGCCUUUUUUAAUACCUUUAGUGAUUUAACUAUUUUGUCUAACCCUUCUGUAAAUACCCCCCUCACCAUAUAGAGAGCACCGUUGAACAUAAACAGCUACACUCCACGCCGCAGGCCAUGUGUCUGUUCCCGCAGGGAUUCCUUUCAGCGUGGAAAUAACUUUAUGGGCCAUCUCAGCCACGUGGGCCUUGUGUGGACGUGGCUGCCAUUCUGACAAGUGGCCUGGGAGAUGGAGGGGAGGUGGUUGGUUGGGAUAAUUUCAGGAUCAUCCCUUUAAGGUUGCUGGUGAAAUGUUUCUAGUCAUAUAGGACAAUGUUUUUAAUGCCUUAUAAUCACCUACUUUUUUGUGUAAUUGUCCAAUUAAAAUUCCUUCUAUGCACAACAAA